Molecule: messenger RNA, 3753 nt
Organism: Neurospora crassa OR74A
Lineage: Eukaryota; Fungi; Ascomycota; Sordariomycetes; Sordariales; Sordariaceae
Exons: 4
Coding region: 405-3695 (1096 amino acids)
Biological process (GO): diterpenoid biosynthetic process
Molecular function (GO): magnesium ion binding; terpene synthase activity
Source: RefSeq, a predicted model, not a curated record
AGAAAAAAAAAAGGAAAAGAAAGACAAAAAAAAGAGAAAAAGAAUAAGUACCUUGCUCGGAAGAGCGGAACUCGAAUGUUUUCAGGCGGCUAUUACUCAUGGGGAUCCAUGGGGCUGCAGCUGAGAAUCCUACCUACUCGAGUCUUGAAGUCCAGCUAUCGGAUUCUCCCAGUGUCUCCAUCAGCUUGGCGAUCACAGGCAUGUCUUUCGUCACUUGUCACAAAUGAAGAAUCUUAGUCUCAUGAGACUUGAAGAGGACCUGACGAUCCUAGGACAAAUCACUCCGUGAUGUGAAUCGAUCCUGGCUGAACCUUGGAGACUGGUGUAAAGCCGAAUGGCGGACUCUUCAAUAUUGAACUUCAAGCUCACAAUUCGAGAUAGAGAAGCCACAACCACAGGACUUGAUGACAAGUAUAAUACUUCAUCAACUGUUCUCCCCUUCAUCAACCGAUCCUGUAUUCACAACUCACCACAACGACAUCACACACCAUUCACUCGCAACCAUGGAUUCCACAAUACUCCAAUCCCAAAUCGACUCUCUCAUCUCCUUCAUCGCCUCCCAUUGCUCUUCCGGCAAAGGCCUAGGCACCACCUCCUCAGCCAUCUACGACACCGCCUGGCUAUCCAUGAUCCAGAAACCCGCAAACUCUAGCCACUUCCUCUUUCCCCAAUGCUUCACCUACCUCCUCCGGCACCAACUUCCCUCUGGCGGCUGGACCUCGUACGCCACGCCGGUGGACGGCAUCCUCAACACCGCCGCCGCCCUCCUCGCUCUCAAGCGCCACUCCAUGUGCCUCAUUUCUUCUCCUCCAUGUCCCCAACCCACACAACAACACCAACAAGAACUCGACAACUGGCCCCUGCACCACCGCAUCUCCCAAGCCGAAUCAGCCCUCCAAUCCAUGCUUCUGCACUGGGACGUCGCCACCACCGACCAAGUCGGCUUCGAGCUCCUCGUCACUCGUCUUCUGUCCUUACUCCAAGACGCCGGCGUGCAAGGCCUGUCUGACUUCCCUGGCUCUGCUCCCCUCCAAGCCCUACACGAUGCCAAACUCGCCAAAUUACCAGCUAAUUACGUCUACCAAGCCCGCUCGACGCUGCAUCAUUCGCUUGAGGCGCUGGUGGGAUACAUUGAUUUUUCCAAGGUCGGCCAUCUGAAGGAGGAAAAUGGGAGUAUGCUGGCUAGUCCGGCGUCGACGGCGGCGUAUUUGAUGGGGUUGGCGGAAAAGGGCAUGUGGGAUGAGGAAUCGGAAGCAUAUUUGAGGGGGGUGCUGGAUAGAGAGAGGUUUGAAGGGGAAGGAGACGGGGAGAAAGAAGAUGGAGGGGUGCCCUGUGCGUGGCCGACUGAGACUUUUGAGGUUACGUGGGUUGUUACGACGCUGGCGGAGGCGGGGGUGAGGUUUGGGAAUAAGGAGGGGGAGGUGAUUAGGGGGUAUCUGGAGGAGGGGUGGAGGAGGCAAGGGGGGUUGUUUAGUUUUUUCCCCGGCGGCCUUGUCGAUGCGGAUGAUACGGCAAGAGCCAUCAUGGCCUUGAAUCAUCUUGGUACCAAGGUGGGCGUCGAGUCGCUGAUCAGAACGUUUGAAGCAAAGGAUCACUUCAGGACGUACGAAGGGGAGAGGAAUCCGAGUAUCAGCGCCAACUGCAAUGUUUUGUCGUGUUUGCUGAUGAUGGAUGAUCCGACAAUUUAUGCUCAGCAGAUUGUCAAGACGGCAAAGUUCCUUUGUGAACAGGUGUACACGGAUAGUGUGAGGGAGAAAUGGCACAUCAACGAACUCUACUGGAUGAUGCUCCUCUCCCAGUCCUUGGCCACCCUCUUCGACACCAUGGCCGCCAACCCCUCCCUCGAGACUUCCAUCUUCCAGCUUGCUCCUGAACUUCAGGAGCAAAUCCCAAUGACUUCCCUCCAUGUUCUCACCAAAGUCCUCGGCUCACAGGGCCUCGAUGGCUCCUGGGCAAAUGGCAUUGCUGAAGUCACGGCAUAUGGCAUCCUCACGCUCUCGUGGCUCUCCCAUCUCCCCUGGAUCCAACAACUCGGUCGCAUGCAUGGCGUCAACUUCAUCACCGCUGGCAUCGAAAGCGGCAAGGCCUUCCUCGAAGCCCACAAGCACGAUUGGAAGAAGGGGCAAUACCUCUGGAUUGAAAAGGUCACCUAUGCCUCGCCGGUAUUGUGUGAGGCGUAUUGUCUUGCUGCGGCAGUGAUUCCUGUGCCUGAUUUCACUGGUUUGACUGGUGAUGCAAAUGGCCAGGUUGUGUACAGAACCAAGGAGUCGCUCUUCGUUUCCGAGGGGUUGCUCAAGGGCGUGUUGAAGGCAGGACAGCUCAUGUCUCUUACGCCCUUGUUCAGAGACCUGGCACCACAGCUGCUGAGAGUGGCAGAGAUGCAGGCUUGUUAUGCUCUUGGCUUCUUGCAGCGGAAACGUAAGGAGCUCGGCAUCUUCCCAAGUACUGGAGGGGACGAGAAGUACAUGGCUUUCAUCCCUCUUACCUGGACCGCCAACAACGCUCUCCGCGUCCAAGCCACCGCCGGCUAUGGCCACGGCCACAGUGGUGGCUUGAGCAACUACGUCCUGCAAGAGAUGAUGGUCCUGUCCAUGCUCAACUACCAAGUGGAUGAGUACAUGGAAACCGCCGUGGAGCGGGACUUUUUGGGAUUUUACAGCGGAAGCUGGGGAAGUUUAGAGGCGGUUCGGGAAGCGAUCGGGCAGGUGUUUGAAGAGUUCGCUCCUCCGGGUAGGAAAAGGAGUAUCUGGGGAGACGCCGAUCAUACACCCACCAACCUGAAAGAGAUUCGGUCCACGCUCUCCCGCUACGUCAGACACAUCUUGCUGCAUCCAGCUGUCAGAAGUGCACCGGCGAGUGUACAGGCUAGGUUGAGGAACGAAAUGCAUACGUUCUUGUUGGCACAUGUUCAGCAUGCUGCUGAUAACAUCCACUUUGCGGCUGCAUCGAACCAAACCUGUCAAGUCGACAACUCCUGGGAGCGCGAAACCGGCCUCCCAUCUCCUCCCAUUACCGAACCCCACGAUCCUUCGUCCCCGCCACCAUCCAAACGCCGCCGUCUUGCAUCUUCCUCUUCUUCUUAUUCUUCGUCUUCACACAAAGCACAAGAGCAGAAACCCAAGAUCUUCUCCCCCACAGACUCAAGGACUUUCUACUCGUGGGUUCGCACCACCUCUGCCGACCACACCUCCUGCCCCUUCUCUUUUACUUUUUACACGUGUCUCCUUUCCCACUGUCACCCUUACAACAGCAACAAGACCGAGAACUUGUUCAACAAGGACGCCAGGACAAGUUAUGUCACCGAAGCGAUGGUGAGGAGUCUGGCAAGUUUGUGCAGGAUGUAUAACGAUUAUGGGUCAAUCGCUAGGGAUGCGAGCGAAGGAAAUCUGAAUUCGGUGAACUUUGCAGAGUUUCAUUUGGCGGCUGGUGCUGCUGGAAAGGGCUGCAGCGAAGAAGGGAAUCAAAAUAGUGGGGAGGAAGAAGAAGCAGAAAGAGAAGAGAAGAAAAAGGCGAAAGAGGAGCUGAUGUGGGUUGCCGAGUAUGAAAGACGCGGAUUAGAAAGGACGCUGGGAGAGCUGGGAGGGUUGGUGGGGGACGGGAAGAUGGAGAGAGUCAAGUUGUUUGUGGAUGUGACGGAUUUGUAUGGGCAGAUUUACGUGGUGCGGGAUAUUGGGGUUGGGGUGAAGAGGGGUUGAUGUCUGUCCCGGUUUGUGUGCAUUUGUGAUUGGGAGAAAAAAAAAUUAAUCUUGGGUG